Molecule: messenger RNA, 1527 nt
Organism: Brettanomyces bruxellensis
Lineage: Eukaryota; Fungi; Ascomycota; Pichiomycetes; Pichiales; Pichiaceae
Exons: 1
Coding region: 1-1527 (508 amino acids)
Biological process (GO): protein N-linked glycosylation; protein O-linked glycosylation; cell wall mannoprotein biosynthetic process
Cellular component (GO): Golgi apparatus; membrane
Molecular function (GO): alpha-1,2-mannosyltransferase activity
Source: RefSeq, a predicted model, not a curated record
AUGAUAUUUGGAAGAGGAGAGCGGAAGGUACCAAUUUUCGUAAUUCUUGCUUGUCUUGUGUCCCUGUACAUUUUGAUAAAUUUUAGAAUCAUUCCGGAAACCACACUAGAGAAGGAAAGCAAAGAUGGAAACUCUUCUAGAAUUGCCCAUUUAAAAAGACAGAUUAUCAUUCAAGAGCAUAGAAACAGUUUACCGGAUAAGUCAUUGUAUGAGGAAGAGAAGGAGGUACUAAAUGAUGGUGGAACCAUAAUUUAUCACAAACGUUAUCUUGAUGAAACGAUGAAUCAAAGAGAAAAUGCAACAAUAAUGACUCUAGUCAAGAGUGCUGAGCUUUACAACUUGUUACCUACAAUUAGAAACUUUGAAGAUAGGUUCAACAAGAACUUCCACUAUGAUUGGGUGUUCAUCAAUAACGAGAAAUUCACCGAAAGCUUUCAAGCCCAGGUCAAAAACAUUUGCUCCGGUAGUGUAACAUUCAUUCAGCUUCCUGAGUCUAUGUGGUCAUAUCCGGAGUUUAUAGAUCAAAAAGCUGCCACAAUAACACGACAUCAGAUGCGUAGACGAGGUAUCAAAUACGGUGGAAGUAUUGCUUACAGACAUAUGUGCCGAUUCUUUAGUGGAUUGUUUUAUCAGCUGGAAGAGUUAAAAAAAUACAAGUAUUACUGGAGGAUAGAACCUGAUGUUGAAUUCAGAUGCUCUAUAAAUUAUGAUCCAUUUAAAGCCAUGCGAUUGGAAAACAAGGUGUACGGGUUCACUCUGGCACCUUUAGAGCUUCACACAACGAUUCCAACACUUUGGAAAAAUACCCUUGAGUACAUGAAGAAAUACCCUAAAAGAAUAGCCAAGGACAAUAACUUUAUGUUCUUGACAGAUGAUGGUGGUAAAACAUUUAAUAUGUGUCAUUUUUGGUCAAACUUUGAGAUCGGAGACCUUGAUUUUUUCAGGAGUGAUGCGUACACACAUUUCUUCAACUAUUUAGAUCAUAAAGGAGGAAUUUACUAUGAGCGUUGGGGUGAUGCUCCUAUACACACAUUGGCUGUAUCGAUACUUCUUCCUCAUAACAAACUAAAAUUUUUCUCGAAUACAGGAUACUUCCAUUCCCCUAAUCUUCAAUGCGAUGGAAGUCCCAGGAUGAUACGAGAUAACGAAUGCAUUUGCUCAUUGAAGGAAGAUUCGGCAUGGGAUGACCAAAGUUGUAUACCUAAGCUGUUUGAUAUACAUAAGGAUUGGGAAAGACCAUUUUAUGCUCCAAAGAACAAAUACAUACCAAUUCACGAUAAGCGAUUGCGGAUGAUUGAGCAAAAAAGGCAGGAGUUACAGAAAGGGGGAUUAUCAAAGGAAGAAAUAGAAAAGAAAUUGAAUGAAGAACUUCAGAGGGCACCUACGGAGGAGGAUAUGGUUAACGAAGAGGUUGAAAAGACCAAGAAGGCUAAGAUAAUCUCUUUGAAAAAGAAGAAAGAGGAACGGCUGAAGCAGAUGAUGAAGAUGAAGGAAGAGCAAGAGAAGAAGGGGGACAAUAAAGGGUGA